Messenger RNA from Spinacia oleracea (spinach), 656 nucleotides. RefSeq lists its product as uncharacterized. The record is from RefSeq and is a predicted model, not a curated record. Bases 128 to 508 code for a protein of 126 amino acids. The transcript is spliced from 2 exons. Lineage: Eukaryota; Viridiplantae; Streptophyta; Magnoliopsida; Caryophyllales; Amaranthaceae.
AGGGAAAGAGAACAAAGGGAAAGAGAUAGUGGUUGGGGGAAGUGGAACAAAAGCGUCCAACACUAAAUCAAAAACCUAUUUCCUUGAAAAUUAUAAAGUGCAAAAUUUGAGUGGUAAGUGCAAUGUGAUGAAAACUAUGAUGUUGGGAUUAAAAGAAGGGGAGCACGUUAAGGUACAUUGCACUAAAAGGACAUUCAAUAUGGAAAAGGACUUUGAAAUUAGUGUCACCGUUGAAGACACCGAUCAACUUCUCUCGGGAGCAUGGCUCAAUAUAUCAAUAAUACAAGUUUUUGCUACGGCUUUGAGUGAGUUGUGUUUUCACGAUGAUUGUCACCCCAAUAGUAUUGGAUUCAUGUGCCCGGAGAUGAUCUCGGCCACCAUGUUAAAGUCCGAUGCAGAUCGAAUUCUAUUGUACAUGACGAGGUCCAUGAGUGCACUUAGUUCUAAGACAUUCAUCUUAUGUCCAUACUACGAAAAGUAUGAAAAUUACUUUGAACUUCGUUUUUAAUUGAUUGUUAUAAAUUUAACUUUUUUUUUCUAACUACAUACGUUUAUUGUUUGUAUGUAGGAGUCACUGGAUGCUUUUAGUUCUUUGCUUGUCUAAACGUGAGGUCUACAUAUUUGAUUCUCAACAGAAGAAGAGAAAUUUGAUGAUU